Molecule: messenger RNA, 1736 nt
Organism: Artibeus jamaicensis (Jamaican fruit-eating bat)
Lineage: Eukaryota; Metazoa; Chordata; Mammalia; Chiroptera; Phyllostomidae
Gene: VRK2
Product: VRK serine/threonine kinase 2
Exons: 13
Coding region: 213-1736 (507 amino acids)
Biological process (GO): signal transduction; peptidyl-serine phosphorylation
Cellular component (GO): nucleus; cytoplasm
Molecular function (GO): protein serine/threonine kinase activity; ATP binding
Source: RefSeq, a predicted model, not a curated record
CUCUGCCGGCCCCGCCCUCGCGGCGCCCCAGUGCCGCGAAGAGCCGCCGCCCGGGCGAGGCGCUGGCCGGGUUCCGCGGUUGGUUCCUUGCUUUUUCAAAACUCAGAGCGAGGAUCCGGCGCCCCCUUCAACUCGCGUUUGCCCAGAGCGCUGGCGGGGAAGCGGGUUCCCUUUCUGCGGUCCACCAAGAGCUUGAGCCGGGCACAGAAGUAAUGCCACCAAGAAGAAAGGAGAAAUACAAACUUCCUGUUCCACUUCCAGAAGGCAAGGUUCUGGAUGAUGUGGAAGGAAAUAAAUGGGUGCUAGGCAAGAUGAUUGGUUCUGGAGGAUUUGGAUUGAUAUAUUUAGCUUUCCCCACAAAUAAACCAUAUGAAGAUGCAAGACAUGUAAUAAAAGUGGAAUAUCAAGAAAACGGCCCAUUAUUUUCAGAACUUAAAUUUUACCAAAGAGCUGCAAAAAAAGAAUGUAUCAAAAAAUGGAUAAAACUAAAACAACUUGAUUAUUUAGGAAUUCCUGUGUUUUAUGGAUCUGGUCUUACUGAAUUCAAGGGUAAAAGUUACAGAUUUAUGGUAAUGGAAAGACUAGGAACAGAUUUACAGAAGCUCUUUGACCAGAAUGGCACCUUUAAAAAGUCAACCGUCCUCCAGCUAGGUAUUCGAAUGUUGGAUGUACUGGAAUAUAUACAUGAAAAUGAAUAUGUUCAUGGUGAUAUAAAAGCAGCAAAUCUACUUUUGGGUUACAAAAAUCCAGAUCAGGUUUAUCUUGCAGACUAUGGACUUGCCUACAGGUAUUGUCCCAAUGGGAACCACAAACAGUAUCAGGAAAAUCCCAGGAAAGGCCACAACGGGACCAUGGAGUUUACUAGCUUGGAUGCCCACAAGGGAGUAGCCCUGUCCAGACGGAGUGACCUGGAAAUCCUCGGCUACUGCCUGCUGCGCUGGCUGUGCGGGCGGCUGCCCUGGGACGCGUGCCUGCAGGACCCCGCGGCCGUGCAGACGGCUAAAACGAAUCUGUUGGAUGAGCUCCCCGAGUCAGUGCUGAAAUGGGCUCCUUCCGGAAGCAGUUGCUGUGAAAUAGCCCAGUAUUUGGUAUGUGCUCGUAAUUUAGCCUAUGCUGAAAAGCCAAACUAUCAAAUGCUCAAGGAGAUUCUGAACCCGGGUGGAAGACCUUCAGGACCACUGGAAUUUUCUGCCGAAGGACAGAGUGUGAACGUCCCUACUCCAAACAACCACAAAGUUGAUUCACAAAAGGCUGCAACAAAGCAAGUCAAUCAGAUGCAAAAUAGGAUUAUAGAAAGAAAUGCCCACAGUGAGAGAAGUGCGGAGUCCCACACAACAUGGAGAGAAGUGCAAAAAGAGGAGCCGGUUGGAUUGCUUACCAAGGACACGGCUCAGGAAAGCACAAGGAGAAGACAAAAAUACUGUGAGUCUCAAGAAUGUCUGAAUGAAGUAAAAAGUCCUCCACAAAAAGAUGGCUGUAUGCAGUUCCCAAACUCAUUUUAUGAACCCCAGCAAGAUUGUACCAGUCCAGAUGUGUUCAACAAGUCAAGAUGCCCACCUUGGUGCACACGCACUCAUACAACUGGUACAGAAGUCACAGGCUUAAAGCGGUCCCCAGGAUUCUCGUUUGCAAUUUCCCAGUUUACCCUCAGUGAAGAGACAAAGGCAGAUGUAUAUUAUUAUGGCAUCACCAUUCUUUUCCUUUUGAUUGGCAUUCUUAUUUUGUAUUUUCUUUGA